AUGGGUCCGACUGCGCCAUACUCACCAUCCCAGAAUGGAGUCUCUGAGAGAUUGAAUCGCACACUGCUUGGACUAGCGCGCGCGAUGAUCUAUGCGAGAGAUCUACCUCGUUAUCUUUGGGCUGAAGUGAUUGCUCACGCAGUCUAUAUUAAAAAUAGAUCGCCUACCCAGGCGUUAAAUGGGGCAACUCCCAAAGAAAAAUGGAAUGGGACGAAACCAAAUAUCUCGUACCUACAAGAAUUCGGUUCCCCCGUAUGGGUCCUCACGGAGGACGCAACACUAUCAAAGCUAGCGCCCCGUGCCAACAAGUAUAUUUUUGUUGGAUACAUGGACGGACCCAAAGCCAUCAAAUAUUAUGAUGCGCAUACGUGCCAGAUUAAAAUCUCGCGUAAUUUCCAAUUUUCUUCAAAUUCCCCGGACCAUUUGCCCGGCAAUGCGCCUCACGUGCCACAAGAGCAAAUAGGAUCCAACGUACCUAUCCUCACAGCACAGUGUGAGGGGGAGCAAAAUAUAUUUCUGGGCACUUUACCUAGCAAUGCAUCAGACGUGCUGCAUGCGGAAAGGAGACCUGAAGUCCCAAACCUCACAACGACCGCAGACGUGCGGCGCGAGGGGGAGUUAGGAACUUCCGCGCCACAGUCACCUGCCAAAAAUCCGCGAAAGCACAGACAGGAUGAUGAUCCUGAUCAACGCGAGGAAAGUGGGACGGACGCACCAAGCCAGCCCAGACGAACCAGAAGAAAGACAGUUCAGCAUGAUUACCAUCUAAUGCACGACCCAGAGGCAGACGAAGAUCUGGAUAAUGAUCCAGAUAAAUCAAAUGCCGAAUUAGUCUAUAUUGCGAUGAGUGCCCACGGAAAUGCGGACACGGAUGAGCCAAAGACGCUCAGUGAUGCCAAGAGAUCACUCGAGUGGCCCAAAUGGGAACAGGCAGUCCAGAUGGAACUCAAUCAACUACAGGGUAUGGAGACUUGGGAGUUAGUGGAACCUUCUGAAGAUCGAAAACCCGUAGGAAAUAAAUGGGUUCUAGUCAAGAAAACAAACAAAGAGGGUGAAAUAAUUAAAUACAAAGCCCGCCUGGUUGCGAAGGGAUAUUCUCAAAUCCCAGGCAUGGACUAUACUGAGACGUUUGCGCCUGUAGUCCGCCUCAAAACCAUUCGAGCUAUCCUCGGGCUAGCCGCAAUCUUAGAUUGGGAGAUCGGACAGAUGGACGUGAAAGACACCUAUCUUAACGGAACUCUCAAAGAAGAAGUGUACAUGCCUUGGAAUAAUCUACGGGCCAAUUGCAGAUGUCAAGCCUGA
Sparassis crispa is the source of this 1302-nucleotide messenger RNA. RefSeq lists its product as hypothetical. Gene Ontology annotation, biological process: DNA integration. Lineage: Eukaryota; Fungi; Basidiomycota; Agaricomycetes; Polyporales; Sparassidaceae. Gene Ontology annotation, molecular function: nucleic acid binding. The transcript has a single exon. The record is from RefSeq and is a predicted model, not a curated record. The coding region runs from base 1 to 1302 and encodes 433 amino acids.